CAUUUACAGCGGUACAUCGGUUGGUCCUCUAAUGAAACCACACGAUUUGUCAGAACUCAGGACCGGAGACUUGUAUCUGCGCAUCUCUGUCGGGCAUGAAGCAGCAAUGGGCAGGCAGCUUUGAAGCUUUGUGAUAUUGUACACUAACCUUCAAGCCGCAGCAGCAACAGUUGUGUUGUGGAAACCGAGAGGAGACAGGUAGGUGCUGUCAGACCACACUGUUGUGUUGGGGAGCGGAAUGAUAUGGUGGAAGGUGCAGGUUUACAGCAGAGCACAACGUAGUUCCUGAAGAACACUCCGUCGCUUUACCUCCUCCAUCUGAGCUUGUUCACCCCUACACCCCCCUCCAUCCCUCCAUCCCCAUCACUACACCCUCCUCUCUCCACUCCUCCAUUCCUCCGGCCCCUCACUCCACCCACCUAUCUCUCCACCCCUCCACCCCCCUCACUCCAUCCUUCCACCCCCCCUCUCCGACCACCACCAUGUCCGACACUCUGACUCUGAGCGUGAGGCAGCUCAGCCGUCUCCCCCACAUCUCUGACCUCCUCGUCUCCCUGCCCUCCCCCAGCCCCACAGUCCCCGCCUACCUCGUCCCCAGCCUCUUCAGGGAGCCCUACAUCCUUUCGGGCUACCGGCCUGUGGGCCAAGACUGGCGCUGCUACCUCCUCAGUCUGUUCCAGAGGCACAACGAGUCUCUGAACGUGUGGAGCCACCUGCUAACGGGGCCCCUGUUGCUGCUGCGUUUCUUGGCCCUCGUAGGGGCCUGGGGUCCCAGCCUGGAACUGGCCUCCCUGCCCCUCUGCCUCUACCUGCUGUCCGCCCUCACCUACCUGGGCUGCAGCGCUGCAGCACACCUGCUGCAGUCUCACUCGGAGCUGGCCCACUACUCGUUGUUCUUCCUGGACUACGUGGGGGUGGCUGUGUACCAGUACGGCUGCGCCCUGGGACACUACUUCUACUGCUCGCAGCCUGCCUGGAGGGAGAGCAGCGUGGGGGUCUGGUACCUCCCUGGAGCCUUCCUCCUGGGGUGGCUCUCCUGUGCUUCCUGCUGCUUCGCCAAGUCGCGCUAUCGCCGACCGUACCCGCUCCACCGCAAGGUGUGCCAGCUGGUGCCCACCAGCCUGGCGUACCUGCUGGACAUCAGCCCCGUGGCCCAUCGCCUGGCCACCCAGACCUGGAAAGAUGACCCGGCGCUGCCCCUCCAUAGCUUCCAGGUGGCUUUCUUCCUGCUGGCUGCCUUCUUCUUCUCCUGUCCCAUCCCUGAGCGCUUCUUCCCGGGUCGCUGUGACAUCCUGGGCCAGGCCCACCAGAUCUUCCAUGUGUUUCUGUCACUGUGCACCGUCUGUCAGUUGGAGGCCAUAGCGGGGGACUACAGCCGGCGGAGGGAUACGCUGCUGGAGGUGUAUGGAGAGAUGAAGCUGUGCUUCGCCGGUGUGUCUUUCGUAGUCUUGGUGUUUUGUACUGCCCUGACUGCUUUUCUUAUGAGGAGACAAGUUAAGAGAAGACUGGGCAAAGGACAGGAAUGAUGUGGAGGAGAGGAAUGGAGAGAAAGUGGAGGAAGAAUGAUAGAUAUCUUCCCUUUCUUUUAUUUGUAUACAGUUUAUUGUAUUGCAAAUGUGAAUAGUGUGAAUUUAUAAAUAUAUUUUUUCAUGCUCAUACUAUAAAUUAUCUAAAUGGGUUGCCUUAAAUAUAAUAUAAUUUGGGGAUAUUAAUGCGUUUCCACUGCAUCUAUUAGUGGUCAUUCUUGAAUGAAAAAUUAAGUACAGUAAUCAGAUCAGACUUCGUUAUCAACAGGCUUGCGUCUGACUCUCACGUCUGAUACAAUGGACCAGUCACUGUUAAAGUUGCAGUCAGCAAAAUAUUAAAUCUGGAUUAAAUCGUACCAAGCUUUACCGAGUUGAAGCAGGGGAUUUGAGCAAACAAAGGGCAGUUGUAAGAAGUGGAACACACUGUAAUUUGGUCGUGGGGGAGGCAGCACAAUUUCCACCUGAUCUGAUUAUGGAUGAGUGAGAGGUCUUAGAGGAACACUAGGGAAUUGAAAACCGUUGAGAGAUGUGUUAACUCUUGGGCUUGCCUGCAUGAUACUGGAGCAUAAAAAUGUCACCAAAUCUCAAACUGGUCAAAAAAUCAAGACUGCAUGCUGAAAACAAGCUCUAUUCCUGUCAGACUGUGCUGCCUUUGAUCUCAUGAUAUUUCCUCAAGUGCUCAGGAUAUAACCUAUUUCAGUGCAGGUGCGUAGCCACGGGUAGGCCUGGGUAGGCACAGGCCUACGCAAUUUGUUCUAAGGCCUACCCAAAAACGAAAAUAUCUCUGAAAAAUUAUGCACCGGGUGCACAUCGCAUAGUAAAUAAGUUUUAAAAAAAUAUGAAAAGAUGCCUAUCCAUAUUUUUCUAGGCCUACCCAAAAAGAUUAUUAUGGCUACACCCCUGUUUCAGGGGCUGCAUUCCAUGUCAAUGAAGUGGUUUCCUUACAUUCCAUGGUCCCUCGUUCCCUAGCGAUCACAGAUCUACCCAAGCAUUCCAUCAGUCUCAAGAGAGUCAGAAGGGGAGAUUCUGGUUGGUUGACUUCAGAUACUAUGGAAUAAUAUAUUACGGGGGGGGGGGGGGGGGGGGUGAGUCACUGCUGCAUUCCCACCUGGCAGGUCUGUGGAGGAUUUUGGGUGUGACCAGAAAGGGCCCUGAUCAAACAUUCCAGAAUCAGUCACCUAGAUCUGUGAAAACUCGACACACCCAUUCAACUUGUGGUCUUGCACCAAAACAAAGAUGUGAUUGUGAUCAGCUCCUUGGUGAUUGAUCUAGUGGGUUGCAGCCAAUCCCAUUAGUUCCUGGUGGAGGGAAAGGAUUUAUGCCUGCUGGUAACUCUUGAUGACUAGUAGAAUCUCUUUUUGAAAUAAGAAUCAGUCCCUUGUCUCAGAUAUGUUUGUGAAUUAUGUUUGUUUUUCCUUUAAGCCCUAGUCACUGUAAAACUGACCACAGUAGCAAUAUGGUUAUUUGGACUCUCAAGAGUCACAUUGUCUUGUAGUUUGCUAAAGUAUAGUAAACUACCUGUAGAGGGCAGUAUUGUCACACACGUCAUUGAUGUAGACAUGAAAACAGUUCUGCUGUAUUUGAUGUAAUAAAUCAUUAAGGGAAAAAAAGGAUGUAAUCAGAUGUUAACAUUCACUCAACAGCAAGUGUUUUGCUUGACGUCAGAAAUGUGACAGCACCAGUUGCCAACGCCUCUUUCAUGCUUCCAAGCAGUUUUGUGUAGACCACUGGUAUGUCAGGUAUCAUGAUACACAUCAGUGCUGAAGACUUUAGACUCUUCCUGGAGGGCUGGGGAGACAGCAUAAGAUGUGUCCAGGUGAAGGAAAUUUCUCAGUUGGAUAGAUCAGAGGGGAGAGACUGGUCUACUUUUCUUGUCAGCUGCCAACCAAGGUGACGGAACCAAGAAGAACUUCCAUCAAACCCAAAGGAGCUGAGAAGAAAAGAUAGGACAGAGAACAGAAAAGGAGAAGUAGAGAGAGAUAGACCAUGGCUCCUGUGGCAGAGGGGGUUUCUGACUGGACCCUGAUCGGAUCCUCUUCUCUUGAGGUGUGCACGACCUCCCUCCUCCUCCUGGUCACCCUCAUCACCCUCCUCGCCAUCUGCAUUCGCUGUCACAGAAAAACAGAUGCCCAGACAAAAUCUGAAAGUGCAAAAACCAAGAGUCAGAAUGGCACAAGCACGAGUCAGAAGACCAGUAAUGGAACCAGUGUGAAAGGCCAAGAGGGUGUGUAUGGCACGCAAUGGAAAGACCACAAAAGCAUGCCUGAAGUUCCCGACAUCCCGAGCCGCAUCCGAAACACUCUCCCAAGAACACCAGCCAGUGACCCUGACCUAUGAUGUUGAGGACAUUUCCAGGGCCCACUCCUCCCUGCCACACCCCUCCAGACCCACCAGACCCCUGUCGCCCCCUCACAUCAACCCAUCAAAGUGGGACCCGAUCUCGUGACGAUUCCAGGACCAUCCAUAAUCUUGACAUCAACCUCUGUGCUUCAAAACCCACUCAGCCCACACAGCACGAGGGCCCAGACCUCAUGCAGGAGACAUAGAAAGAGAGAGACAGAAACAGAGAGACAGGAAUCAACAGCUCUUGUGGUUCUUACAUUCACAUGCUUACACUUUGACUUAAUUUAAUGCCACCGAGUUUACUUCUUUACUCUGUAACCCUGGAUGAUUAUCAUGCAAUUCGGUGAUUUGAGGAUUCCUUUUUAAACUUAAAAUGUAUUUUUUUGCA
Molecule: messenger RNA, 4257 nt
Organism: Osmerus eperlanus (European smelt)
Lineage: Eukaryota; Metazoa; Chordata; Actinopteri; Osmeriformes; Osmeridae
Gene: paqr8
Product: progestin and adipoQ receptor family member VIII
Exons: 8
Coding region: 483-1526 (347 amino acids)
Biological process (GO): response to steroid hormone
Cellular component (GO): plasma membrane
Molecular function (GO): steroid binding; nuclear steroid receptor activity
Source: RefSeq, a predicted model, not a curated record